Ictidomys tridecemlineatus (thirteen-lined ground squirrel) is the source of this 3155-nucleotide messenger RNA. RefSeq names its product leucine rich repeat containing 10 (gene Lrrc10). The record is from RefSeq and is a predicted model, not a curated record. Gene Ontology annotation, cellular component: cytoplasm. NCBI's taxonomy places the organism in Eukaryota, Metazoa, Chordata, Mammalia, Rodentia, Sciuridae. Gene Ontology annotation, molecular function: protein binding.
CCUUGUCAGGUGAGUCUGUGUGUAGAAGUUUGCCAUGCGUCUGGCUCUACAUGGGGAACACCAUCAAGGCCCUUGUGGCCUUCAUCCCUGGUGACCGUUGCCAGAACUACGUGGUCGGAGACCUCCAGGAGAUGCCACUGGACAAAAUGGUGGAUCUGAGUGGGAGCCAGCUACGCCGCUUCCCUGUGCAUGUGUGCUCCUUCACAGACCUGGUCAAGCUCUACCUCAGUGACAACCACCUCAAUAGCCUGCCUCCAGAGCUGGAGCAGCUGCAGAACCUGCAGAUCUUAGCCUUGGAUUUCAACAACUUCAAGGCUUUGCCUCAAGUGGUAUGUACCUUAAAACAGCUCUGCAUCCUCUACCUGGGCAACAACAAACUCUGCAACCUCCCUAAUGAGCUGAGGCUGCUCCAGAACCUCCGGACCCUUUGGAUCGAAGCUAACUGCCUCACCCAGCUGCCGGACGUGGUCUGUGAGCUGAGUCUCCUUAAGACUUUGCAUGCAGGCUCCAAUGCGCUGCGUCUUCUACCCGGUCAGCUCCAGCGCCUCAGCGAGCUAAGGACCAUCUGGCUCUCAGGAAACCUGUUGACUGAAUUUCCCGCUGUGUUGCUUCAGAUGCCUUUACUGGAGAUAAUUGAUGUGGACCGGAACAGCAUCCGUUACUUUCCCAGUCUGGCCCACUUGUCAGGUCUGAAGCUGGUUAUCUAUGACCAUAAUCCUUGCAGAAAUGCGCCCAAGGUAGGGAAGGGUGUGCGCCGUGUUGGAAGAUGGGCAGAGGAGACACCAGAGCCCGACCCCAGAAAAGCCAGGCGCUAUGCAUUGGCCAAGGAAGAAAGCCAGGAGCCACUGGCCCCUGCCCUAUGUCCUUCUCUUUCUCCCAAUUCUUAAGGAGCUGCAGUCCAUCAAUGUCAAGGACCCAACUGCACGCUCUCAAGAUUUCUUCAUUACAGUGGGAUUAUUCUGUGUCAUUUGAGGGGUUAAUGCAAAGCAAUAAAGGAACACUAAGAAGUUUCUGACCAACAGCAUCUCUUCCAAAGAAAAACUGUGUGCUAUCAGUUUCCUUGGAAACCCAGAGUGCUCAUAAUUUCUUUGCAAGAAAAAAAAGCUUCUCCAAGCAGUUAUUUUGAGCAAGAAAGGCUCACAUUUGCCUCUUUCACACUCCAAAAGUGACUAAUGAGGCCCAUGAAAUCCUCAAAUAAGGUAUUUGUUAAAGAACCCACUAACUGUUCAGAUGAUCUAGCCCUGGCAGGACAUAUUUCUUUACUAUGAAUGACAAUGAACUUUAACAAGGUAUUGUUUCUAAUUCAGGCCACCAAAAAAGACAUUUUUAUUUAGCAGAUUCACACAAAAAAAGUUGUUUAUUGUUACAGAGGCUCAAAACAAAACAUUUCCCCCACCAUUUUAGCACCUGUUGAAGAAAAGAUCUCAGAUGGAGAAUUUCUCUUGGGGUUCGUUCAGAUGUUACUUUAAACUUAAUAGUGUUUCAUGCCGAUUUCUCAUUUUCCCCAAAGGUUUAACUCAAGGUCUACUACCAUCUGUUUAGGGAGCUUAGAUAUCACCUACAAAAUAGAACCUCUUUCCUUUGCCAUGCAGUCUCACUGAAGUCACACCUUGGGUUAUUGUUUUUUUUUGUACCGAGGAUUGAACUUGGGGGUGCUGGACAACUGAGCCACAUCCACAGCCCUAUUUUGUAUUUUAUUUAGAGACCAGGUUUUCAGUGAGUUGUUUAGUGCCUUCGGUUGUUGAGGCUGGCUUUGAACUCGUGAUUCUACUGUCUCAGCCUCCUGAGCCCCUGGUAUUAUACACAUGCACCACAGUGCCCGGCACACCUCGAAUUUUUGCCCACUACUUCCCUCUCCACCACCAGCAAAGCCCUUCUGCUUAUUACACUAAGAAACUGAGCUGAAUGGAAUCCCCCAUCACUGGAGAAAAAUCACAUCUUCAGAAUCAUAUUAAGUUAAAGGCAAUAGGUGAGAAACCUGGUAUUUGAACUAAGUACUUUGAAAUUUGAAUUGCAGACUGUAGAAUAUAUUGGAAGUUUGCCUCUUUUUAAAAAAUUUUAGAUGUUGGUGGACCUUUAUUUUAUUCAUUUAUUUAUAUGCAGCGCUGAAAAUUGAACACAGUGCCUCUCACAUGCUAGGCAAGUGCUCUACCGCUGAGCCACAACUCCAGCCCUGAAGUCUGCCUCUUUAUCCUCAGUGUAUCUGCUUUAGUUCCAGUUUAAUUUUUGUAGUUUUUCAACACUGUACAAACCUAGGUAUUUUGGCCAUUAUUUUGUUAAAUAUCUCAAUUGCGACCUUCCCAUGAAUAUACAAACUUAAAGAAAUUGCUGUCAGUGGGUGAUUUAAUAAACUUUUCAGCACACUAGGUCAGUUAUCUAAACUGAAGCACAAUGUAUUGAAUAUUUAAGGGAAAAAAAAAAAAGUACUUUUCCCAUAAGAGCACUUUAACCCAGUAAAGGUUAGUUCUAAAAUGAAAUAAGACUCACAUUUGCCAGAAAUAUUUCUUGUUACUACAGAGUUAAGUACCGUGUCACCACCUCCCAUCUGUAGACCAUCUGCAACCCACUGAUCAGUCAUCCAAGGAACCCUUUUAAUCAUUAAAUAGAUUUGUACUAUAUAUAAGUUUUUAGUAAUGAGUCCAGAUUUCUAUUAAAACAGAAUUUCUCUAUUUUCUUAUUUCUAAUAAUUAAAAUCAAAUGAUGUUAAAAACGUUUGUCCAACAGAAUUUACCUUCUAAACUUUGUACCAGUUUAUGGAUUAGUUUUUGUGUUUUUUUUUUUUUUUGAGAGGGAGGGGAGAUAACAGGGAUUGAACCCAGGGGUACUUAAUCACUGAGCCACAUCCCCAGUUCUGUUUUGAGACAGGGUCUUGCUAAGUUGCUGAGGCUGGCAUCAAACUUGAGAACCUCCUGCCUCAGCCUCCUGAGCAGAUGGGAUACAGGCAUGCCCCAACACACCUAGUGCUGACUUUGUUUUGAAUUGUCUUUCUCCUCCCUAGUUUAAUGGGCCCACAGUUUCCAAUGUAAGCUGCAGGCUACACAGUUAUAAAACUGAGUGAAGUCAAUUAUCCAUAUAAUGUUCUCACUGAAUGAACUUACUACUCUGCGUCAAAAUGUUAAAAUUAUAAACAUUUUGGCCUAUGGUCAAGCUGUUUU